Polyodon spathula (Mississippi paddlefish) is the source of this 1056-nucleotide messenger RNA. RefSeq names its product protein Wnt-8b. The transcript has 6 exons. The annotation marks the transcript as partial. Gene Ontology annotation, molecular function: frizzled binding; cytokine activity. The record is from RefSeq and is a predicted model, not a curated record. Gene Ontology annotation, biological process: cell fate commitment; neuron differentiation; canonical Wnt signaling pathway. Lineage: Eukaryota; Metazoa; Chordata; Actinopteri; Acipenseriformes; Polyodontidae. Gene Ontology annotation, cellular component: extracellular region.
AUGAUGCUUUCUCUGGAAUCGUGUUAUUCAUUAUUUCUAUUGGUGGCCCACCUGCAAUCAUGUUGUACCUGGUCAGUGAAUAAUUUUCUGAUGACUGGCCCAAAGGCCUAUCUGAUCUACUCCAGCAGCGUGGCUGCAGGUGCACAAAGCGGUAUUGAGGAGUGCAAAUAUCAGUUUGCUUGGGACCGCUGGAACUGUCCAGAGAGGGCGCUGCAGCUCUCCACACACAGCGGACUCAGAAGUGCAAACAGAGAGACAGCAUUUGUUCACGCUAUCAGCUCUGCUGGUGUCAUGUACACUCUGACCAGGAACUGUAGUUUAGGAGAUUUUGAUAACUGUGGCUGUGACGAAACUAGAAAUGGGCAACUUGGAGGGCAGGGCUGGCUUUGGGGUGGCUGCAGUGAUAACGUUGGCUUUGGUGAAGCCAUCUCUAAGCAAUUUGUUGACGCCUUGGAGACUGGACAAGAUGCAAGGGCAGCCAUGAACCUCCACAAUAAUGAAGCAGGCAGAAAGGCAGUGAAAGGCACCAUGAAAAGGACAUGUAAAUGCCAUGGGGUAUCCGGUAGCUGCACCACACAGACCUGCUGGCUGCAGCUGUCAGAAUUCAGAGAAGUUGGCAACUACCUGAAGGAGAAGUAUCACAGAGCCCUCAAAGUGGACCUCCUCAAGGGAGCAGGCAACAGUGCAGCCAGCCGAGGGGCCAUCGCAGAGACCUUCAGCACCAUCUCCAAGAAGGUGCUUGUUCACCUGGAGGACUCCCCCGACUACUGCCUGGAGAACAAGACGCUGGGCCUGCAGGGCACUGAGGGCCGUGAGUGUGUCAAGAAGGGCAAGAACCUGAGCAAGUGGGAGAAGCGGAGCUGCAAGAGGCUCUGUGGGGAGUGCGGGCUGGCUGUGGAGGAAAGGAAGGCAGACAUGGUUUCUAGCUGCAACUGCAAGUUCCACUGGUGCUGCGCGGUUAAGUGCGAGCAGUGCCGGAAAACCGUAACCAAGUACUUCUGCGUGAAGAAGGAGAGGAGGGGCACAAACGAAAGCACCGGCAGGCAGAAGAAACCC